UUGGCGCUAUAGACGCGAACUCCGCGAGCGUUGAGUAAGAAGUUGUGGCGGUCGCAAAGGUUUGGUGAGACGAGCCUACGUUUAGUUUACAGCCAUGGCUCGUGGUCCCAAGAAGCAUCUGAAGCGAGUAGCAGCUCCAAAGCAUUGGAUGCUGGAUAAAUUGACCAGUGUGUUUGCUCCUCGUCCAUCCACUGGUCCCCACAAGCUGAGAGAAUGUCUUCCUCUCAUCAUUUUCCUAAGGAACAAGCUUAAGUAUGCCCUGACAGGAGAUGAAGUAAAGAAGAUUUGUAUGCAGCGGUUCAUUAAAAUUGAUGGCAAAGUCCGAGCUGAUAUAACCUACCCUGCUGGUUUUAUGGAUGUCAUCAGCAUUGACAAGACUGGAGAGAAUUUCCGUCUGAUCUAUGAUACCAAGGGUCGCUUUGCUGUUCAUCGUAUUACACCUGAGGAGGCCAAGUACAAGUUAUGCAAAGUGAGGAAGAUCUUUGUGGGCACAAAAGGAAUCCCACAUCUGGUGACCCAUGAUGCUCGUACCAUUCGCUACCCUGAUCCCCUCAUCAAGAUGAAUGACACCAUUCAGAUUGAUUUGGAGACUGGCAAGAUUACCGAUUUCAUUAAGUUUGACACUGGUAAUCUGUGCAUGGUGACUGGAGGUGCAAACCUGGGAAGAAUUGGUGUGAUCACCAACAGAGAGAGGCAUCCUGGCUCUUUUGAUGUGGUCCAUGUAAAGGAUGCCAAUGGCAACAGCUUUGCCACACGGCUCUCCAACAUUUUUGUUAUCGGCAAAGGCAACAAACCAUGGAUAUCUCUUCCUCGAGGAAAGGGGAUCCGCCUUACCAUUGCUGAAGAGAGAGACAAGAGACUGGCUGCCAAGCAGAGCAGUGGGUGAAAUGAUCUCUAGGUGACAUGUUGGAAAAGUCUUUGUACUUAACUAAAACAACCAACAUGAUUAAUUUAAAGAAAAAAAAGAAUAUAUUGUUCAGUCCAAGGUUGUAAAAAUUCAUUCCUAUAUUUUCUAAUCUAAUCUCAAAGAUUUACCCCUUUGUUGCUGUUUUAGUUCUUUUGUUUAGGUCAUUGAUCCAUUUUAAGCUGACUGUUUCUAUAAUAUGAUUUUGGGAGUCUAGCUUCCUUCUGCUGCAUGUGGAUAUCCAGUUGUUCUGGCAUCAUUUGUUGAAGAGACUUUCUCUCAUUAAAUGUUCUUUGCACUCUUAUUGAAAAUGUUGCCAU
This is a messenger RNA of Lepus europaeus (European hare), 1224 nucleotides long. Its product is annotated as small ribosomal subunit protein eS4, X isoform-like. Gene Ontology annotation, cellular component: ribosome; cytosolic small ribosomal subunit. Gene Ontology annotation, molecular function: RNA binding; structural constituent of ribosome. Gene Ontology annotation, biological process: translation. The record is from RefSeq and is a predicted model, not a curated record. Lineage: Eukaryota; Metazoa; Chordata; Mammalia; Lagomorpha; Leporidae. The transcript is spliced from 2 exons. The coding region runs from base 95 to 886 and encodes 263 amino acids.